GCGCGAGAGAGACGUGUACUGUACAAGACCCGAGCCCAAUAUCAGUCAGCAUCCAAUCACAGCUUGGCUAUUCGCCUCGGCCUGCACCGUGUCCCAAACUUUGGGCCAAUCUGCGGGAAUCGCGGAAGACCCCAGCAUUCAUCUCCGACCUCCUUUCCCGCUCACCCAGAAAAACAUUGCGGUGAUAAAAAAUCCCGCCUUGCCCACCACACUUCCUUCUGCUCGGCAUUGGGAUCGUGUCUCUUUCUCCUUCUUCCCCCCCUCUUCUUCGUCGCUCCUUGGGCCGCUGCUGCCUUGCUUUACUUUUCUCUUUGUUUACCUUGGCCCCGACUUACAGGCGCAAUCCUCCCAAGUCUUCCUCUAAAAAAAGGCACCCGACCGCCCUCCAACGAGACCACUUCUCCCACCCUGCUACCGCCACCUCAAAUCUCGCACAAUGAGUAAGCCCAGUUGGAUCCAGUACGGCGUGCCCACGCUCGACCGCCCCUUCGGCCUCGAGCUAUGGCCCAUCUUCGAGCGAGUCUUCGAGCCCAUCGCCGGCUACAAACCUCAGGAUUUCCGCUUCGUACAGGGCGAGACGCCGCUCUCGACCUUCAAGACGUGCGCAGUCACGCUCAUUACCUACUACAUUAUAAUCUUUGGCGGCAGGGAGCUGAUGCGCAACCGCGAGCCCUUCAAGCUCAACUUCUUGUUCAAGGUGCACAACUUUUACCUCACAGCUAUUAGUGGGAUACUGCUUGCGCUGUUCGCCGAACAGUUGAUCCCCACGGUGGCGAGGAAGGGCAUUUUCUUUGCUAUUUGCGACUAUGAGGGCGGAUGGACGGAUAAGCUUGUCAUCCUGUACUAUCUCAACUACCUCACCAAAUUCGUGGAGCUGAUCGACACCUGCUUCCUGUUCCUGAAGAAGAAGCCCCUGACCUUCCUCCACACCUACCACCAUGGCGCGACCGCUCUUCUCUGCUAUACCCAGCUCAUCGGCCACACGCCUGUCUCAUGGCCCGUCAUUACCCUCAACCUAGCUGUUCAUGUCGUCAUGUACUGGUACUACUUCCAGAGCGCACGUGGCAUCCGCAUCUGGUGGAAGAAGUACAUCACCGUUGGCCAGAUUACCCAAUUCGUCCUCGAUCUCGGCUUCAUCUACUUCGCCUCGUACACGUACUUCACGAGCACCUACUGGCCACACAUGCCAAACCUGGGUAAAUGCGCAGGCGAGGAAUUCGCCGCCAUCUCGGGCAUCUGCAUCAUUACGUCGUACCUCUUCCUCUUCCUCGCCUUCUACUUCGCUACGUACAAGAAGCCCGUGCCCAAGGGCCGCCGCAGGGCUACGUCUGCGCUUGUGGAGAUGAAGGAUGAGAAGGUGCCGACUGUUGGUGAAGCCCGCAGGCGUCUUUCUGUCUCGCGCGUUGGCCAGGUGGUUGCUAAUGGACAUACCACAGGCGCCUCCCCCAACGGAACUCCCAAUGGGCGCGCUACCAGGAGCCGCAAGGCUUAAGGACGGCUUGAAAAACUGUGGAAGGAGCGCGGCGCAGAAACUCGAGCUUGGCUCAAGUCCCAAUUCCGAAGCAUCGCACGGUAUCUCUCACCCGUGUCGAACUUGAAGCCCUCCACGGCCUUAACGCAACUUUCCGCUUUCGGCCACCAGUCGCAAAUUUCACAACGUCUUAGGACCUUCCGCGCAGGCCCCGAGAACGACCCCGUGAACAGGAGCCACACACGGCUCCUUACCUUCAUCAAAUAUCACCCUAGAGGGCCACAUUUCAUAUUCCAUUGUAAUUGCUAUGUUUAGGGGAGGUGCCAAUAAGUGGUACACCCUGUGUUACGAUAAAAGCAUGUAAGAGCAUGGUCGUCGGUUGGAAAAUCACGAUGAUUACUGGUGUUGGGUUAAUUCUUUUUUUUUUGGGAGGGGGCAAUGGCGGCUCGCAAUGUUUGCUUGUUUGUUUGUACUACUAUACAGAACAGAAGAAAUGAAAAACGCAAUGCACUAUUACCAC
Cucurbitaria berberidis CBS 394.84 is the source of this 1991-nucleotide messenger RNA. RefSeq names its product elongation of fatty acids protein 3. Gene Ontology annotation, molecular function: fatty acid elongase activity. Gene Ontology annotation, biological process: very long-chain fatty acid biosynthetic process; fatty acid elongation, saturated fatty acid; fatty acid elongation, monounsaturated fatty acid. The transcript is spliced from 4 exons. Lineage: Eukaryota; Fungi; Ascomycota; Dothideomycetes; Pleosporales; Cucurbitariaceae. The record is from RefSeq and is a predicted model, not a curated record. The coding region runs from base 437 to 1492 and encodes 351 amino acids. Gene Ontology annotation, cellular component: endoplasmic reticulum membrane.